CCGCGGCUGCGAGAGAAAACGAGGAAGCGGCGGCUCCCGCAACGCCUAGCUGGGGUACAGCUCCACUCUUGGCGGAGCCGCGCCGCCCCGCUUGCUCCGGAGAGCGGCAGGAGCCGCCGGUGGGCGGCAGUAGGCAGUGAGCGGAGGAGCCUUGGCAGUGGCAUUAAACAUUAACUGACUACUUGGAAAAAAAAAUAAUAAUCAUGGCUUCCAACAUGGCUAGCCCUGCUAACCAUCUGCCAUACUUCUUUGGCAAUAUUACACGCGAGGAAGCUGAGGAGUAUCUGAUGCAAGGAGGAAUGAGUGAUGGACUAUACCUGCUUCGCCAAAGCCGGAAUUACCUAGGGGGCUUUGCCUUAUCCUUGGCCUAUGGAAGGAAGGUUCAUCAUUACACAAUUGAGAGGGAGUUGAGUGGGACAUAUGCUAUUGCAGGAGGCAAAUCACAUGCAAGUCCUGCUGAACUCAUUAACUAUCAUUCAGAGGAAGCAGAUGGCCUUAUCUGUCUACUGAGAAGAUCUUUCAAUCGACCACCAGGCGUUGAGCCCAAAACAGGGCCUUUUGAAGAUUUGAAAGAGAACCUCAUCAGAGAGUAUGUCAAACAAACAUGGAAUCUGCAGGGUCAUGCUCUUGAACAAGCUAUCAUUAGCCAAAAACCUCAACUGGAGAAACUGAUUGCCACUACAGCCCAUGAGAAGAUGCCUUGGUUCCAUGGGAGGAUCACUCGGGAGGAGUCAGAGCAGCGUAUCCUCAUUGGAUCAAGAAACAAUGGAAAAUUUUUAAUCCGAGAAAGGGACAGCAAUGGUUCCUAUGCUCUGUGUCUGCUGAAUGAUGGAAAAGUACUGCAUUAUCGUAUUGACAGAGAUAAGACAGGAAAGCUCUCCAUACCAGAUGGAAAAAGAUUUGACACCCUCUGGCAGUUAGUUGAGCAUUAUUCAUACAAACCGGACGGAUUAUUAAGGGUUCUGUCCAUUCCCUGUCCACGGCAUGGCUCAGAAAGUGAUAACUCUUCUUUUGACACUCGUCCUCUUCCUGGAACCCCUUCUAAGAGUUGGGCAAGAGGUGGAAUUAUCUCAAGAAUCAAAUCGUACACCUUUCCAAAGGCUGGCAGCAAAAAGCUCCAGACACCUAUUGGUCCCUCAUCUGAUGACCAAACACCUUUUAAUCCUUAUGUACUGCAAAGGGCAAGAGGUCUAAUAGAAGCAGAGAAAGGUGAUCAGAGAGAGGCCUUACCCAUGGACACUGAGGUUUAUGAAAGUCCGUAUGCUGACCCAGAUGAAAUUAAACCAAAAAAUGUCACUCUUGAUAGGAAAUUGUUAACCCUAGAGGAAGGAGAGCUUGGCUCUGGCAACUUUGGUACUGUAAAGAAAGGGUUCUAUAAGAUGAAGAAGGGGGCCAAGCCAGUGGCUGUAAAAAUUCUUAAGAACGAGAGUAAUGAUCCGGCCAUAAAGGAUGAGUUACUGAGAGAAGCAAAUGUAAUGCAGCAACUGGACAACCCAUAUAUAGUCCGAAUGAUAGGUAUAUGUGAAGCAGAGGCCUGGAUGUUAGUAAUGGAAAUGGCUGAACUUGGGCCACUGAACAAGUUUUUGCAAAAAAAUAGGCACAUCACAGAAAAGAAUAUAACAGAACUUGUACAUCAGGUUUCCAUGGGGAUGAAAUAUCUGGAGGAGAAUAACUUUGUACAUAGGGAUCUGGCUGCAAGGAAUGUGCUAUUAGUCACCCAGCAUUAUGCCAAAAUCAGUGACUUUGGACUAUCUAAGGCUCUUAGUGCUGAUGAAAAUUAUUACAAGGCACAAAGUCACGGAAAAUGGCCAGUCAAGUGGUAUGCUCCAGAAUGCAUGAAUUUCUACAAGUUUUCUAGCAAAAGUGAUGUCUGGAGCUUUGGAGUUUUAAUGUGGGAAGCAUUCUCUUAUGGGCAAAAGCCCUAUAAAGGAAUGAAAGGCGGCGAAGUUGCACAGAUGAUUGAAAGAGGAGAACGAAUGGAACGUCCUGAAGCCUGUCCAGUGGAAGUCUAUGACUUAAUGAAAUUAUGUUGGACGUACAAUGUUGAUGACCGACCAGGAUUCGUUUCCGUGGAGUUGCGAUUACGGAACUACUAUUACGACAUUGCCCACUAGCCACGUGAGCAGCAGCUUGCCUUUCUUCAGCAAAGAGAAGCAGUUCAAAUUCUGAAACGAAGUGACCUAUUUUUGUACUGUCACCCUCGCCAUAUACAGUUGAGAGCUAAGCUCUGUUUGUGAGGUUGCCUUUUUUUUUUUUUUUUUUUUUUUUUGGCUUUUUUUGCAGAAUGUCAAGCUCCAAAGUAGAGCAGCACAACAUAAGUGCAGAUGCAUAGACUUCCAUUACGUUCCAUUUUAUUUACAGCUUUAUUAUCUUUACAUUCUUCUGUCAUGUAAAACCUAUUUAAAGUCUUUCAACCCUCUUCCUCUUACAUAUUUGAGUGCAGAUGGGGAUUUAAUUUUCUGUUGUUAAUAUUCUUAGCUCUCAAAUUGUGUUGUUCCAGCCUUCUCCCUAUUUGAGAAAGAAUAGCAUAAACAUUUUUCACUGUAAAAAAAAUUUACUGUGACGGUGUCAGUUACUUUGACAUUGUGUUUGAUUCUAUCCCCACUACUUUAUAACCAAAUUGUAUUCUUCUUGUUAGUAACAUUUGCAGUCAGGAGCUGGGAGAUGUGAAUUUCUAAAAUGUAGAAAAAUAAAAGGUGUUACCAUCUCCUCUCUUGUGGUAUCCCCAAAUGGGAAUUACUUUAUUAAUGGUAAAACCAGGGAAUUCAAUGGCUUGGUCUCACCUUGGGACAAAAGACCAAAGCAAUUAGUCUUCUAACCUGAAGUCCAUCACUGCAGUUCCUGAAAAGACAAUUAUGCUUUGAAAAUUGAAGGAGCAGCAACUUUGCUUCAUGUUUCAGCCUUCUCUAGAUACAUCUUUUACACUGUCUUUGGAUAUACCAAAGCUUCUUGUGUUGUAUUUUAAGCAGAACCAUAUCUUUUUCCAAACCUUUCUUCAAAAGCAUAUGUGGUUAUUCACCACAGCUUAUAACUUCUGAAGCUCAAUUUCACUCCCAGCUCAAGUAUUUUGAAAUAGGCUCAUGGAUAUUCACUUUACUUUUGUCCUUUCCUAAAUUCUAGCAUUAUUAAUCAUUGUGAACAUCUCAGAAAAAGGUGUUUGUCUUACCAUAGGUUUUGUGAUGCGCCAAGCAGAGUUUCCAGUACUGUGUAGGUAUAGCAGUGAUAAUAUAAAUUAUGUAAUCAACUUCUGUCCCCAGUUUUUACUUGUAUGUAUUUUUGUUCAAUCUCAUUUUAAAUAUUCUAGAAAUCAAAAUUUCUUCUCUGUGUUCCCCACAAGCAGCCAUUUGACAGGCACCUGUGUAUAUUUCAGGAGUCUACUAGAUACAGGGAUUUUAAAGAAAUAUGAAAAGAUUUAGAGUUAGAUAUACCUAUUGCAUACAGAUGUUUGGAACAUAUGUUUUCAAUUGUUAUGUGAACAGGACAUUCUUAGCAAUGCGGUGAUAUUUUUGGGCAGUUACACUGAGAAGUGAAAUUAUAUGAAUAAAAUACAGCUAUAAAAA
Messenger RNA from Lagopus muta (rock ptarmigan), 3560 nucleotides. It is a transcript of the gene SYK, whose product is annotated as spleen associated tyrosine kinase. Gene Ontology annotation, cellular component: extrinsic component of cytoplasmic side of plasma membrane; cytoplasm. Gene Ontology annotation, molecular function: signaling receptor binding; ATP binding; non-membrane spanning protein tyrosine kinase activity. The record is from RefSeq and is a predicted model, not a curated record. Gene Ontology annotation, biological process: macrophage activation involved in immune response; positive regulation of mast cell degranulation; B cell receptor signaling pathway. The coding region runs from base 204 to 2114 and encodes 636 amino acids. The transcript is spliced from 14 exons. Lineage: Eukaryota; Metazoa; Chordata; Aves; Galliformes; Phasianidae.